CCCUGUGGAUGGCGGUAAACAAAAUCGACAAAAUAUCUGCAGCCUCUCCACACUCUGCAUUGGAUUUGGUCCUUUUAUCUGCUAUGGCCUCUUACAGAGGAGCAUGCAGAAUCCAUCACCCCACUUGCAUUGUUGACACUCUCUACUCUGAGAUAAUCUGAUGCCAAUGAGGCCAUGGGAUUGAAAGAGCAGAGAGGGAAGGAUAACGUCAGAGCUCAUGGGAGUGAUGUCGGAAAUGAUGACAGCUGUAGCACUGGAUGGUUUUCCUUCUGAACCUGAAGCCACUGGCAGCUCCUUUCAACUUCUACAGGCUCUGCUAUGAUCAUCAGCCCAAGUGAAUGUUCACAUGGCAUUCCAUGUAGGAUUAGGAGGGGCAUCUCUGAUGGAAUACAUAAAAGCCCCGAGAGCAAAAUACACAAUUGUAGGAGAAGCGAUACGAUAUGUCAUCCCAGCACACAUGCAGUGCUCCAUCGGCUGUGGAGGGGAAGACUGCAAGUAUGACAACCCAAACUACUGGAGUGAGGACCAACAGGCAAUAAAAGGCCUAUAUUCAUCCUGGGUCACAGAAAAUCUUCUUGCUAUGUCCAGGCCUUCAACAGAGAUAAUUCAGAAGUAUAACAUUAUUUCCCAGUUUUUAAGGAAUGGCAUUAAAACAGUCAUCAACCUGCAGUUACCUGGAGAACAUGCAAGCUGUGGGAAGCCUCUGGAGCCAGAAAGUGGUUUCUCGUACCGCCCAGAAGCGUUCAUGGAAAACAACAUUUAUUUCUAUAAUUUUGGCUGGAGUGACUACGGAGUGGCCAACCUCACCGCCAUCCUGGAUAUGGUGAUGGUAAUGGCCUUUGCACUGCAGGAGGGAAAGUUAGCAGUCCACUGCCACGCCGGACUUGGCAGAACAGGUGUGCUCUUAGCCUGUUUCUUGGCCUACGCUACCAGGAUGACUGCAAACCAAGCUAUUUUAUAUGUUCGUGCCAAACGGCCCAACUCCAUCCAAACCCGGGGUCAGCUGCGGUGCAUCAGAGACUUUGUCCAGUUUCUUGUCCCUUUACGAAGCGUAUUCUCCUGCGCCAGGCCUAAGUCCCAUCCCAUAACACUGUCGCAGUAUCUUAACCGCCAGAGACACAUUCUGCACGGUAAUGAGAGAAAGGAACUGAGGUACCUACCCAAGAUUAUACAUCUAGUCUGCAGGCUCUUGGUGGACAUAGCUGAGAACAGGCAGGUGAUUGAGGAGGACAUCCUUGAAGCCCCUGAUAUCCAGGAGAUUGAAACAACUCUGAGUGUCAUUGAGAAGAUGGGGCCUGAAUUAUUUGCAAAGGAGCCCCGGUUACCCGGUUCACCCACCUUACCCAGGCACUUCAAUGAGCCUCCCAUCUUCUACCACCGCAAAAGUCUGAGCUACAGUGAGUCUGACUUGAGACGCCUGGGAUCACAGCUAAACCUUCUCACACAAUCUCUGACCACCGUCUCCAAAUCAGAGAACACUCUACCGUCAUCCCAGAGUCAAGGUCCGAACAUCAACAUAUCUGAUGUCUCUUACAGCUCGACAGGCUCUCUCUGGCAAAUCAAAAAUGAGGAAGGGCAGAAAGAUGGCAUUAUUGUGGUAAAGAAAUUAAAAAGGAGAACCAUCCAACGCAGCGAGUCAGUGGGGAACAAUAAGCCAACUAAAAAGGGUAGCAUGUUGUCUAGGUGGAAGGCAGAGAGGAGGGAAGAGCUAGCAAUGAAUGGGGUAAAGCUUCAAGAUCAAGAAAAUGAGCAAUCAGAGCUUCCGUGCAUCACCCUGCAGUCUGAGCUGUCUCUGGAAGCCAGGAGGAUGCUGAUGGCCCAGGCACUAGCAGUGGACCUUUUUCUCGAUGGGGAGGAGGAGCAUAGGACCAAAGUUUUGGCCUGGCAGGCGGAGCUGAACCAAGGCAGUGCAUGGGAGAGGCUGUGCACAGAGAGGGAUCCCUUCAUCCUGACUGGUAUAAUGUGGGCAUGGCUGGAGCAGCUUAAAGAACCAAUCAUCUCCAUCCAAGAUGCUAAAACCCUCAGUCCAGACAAUAUCGAUGCAAACACUGUUCUGAACACUCUGAGCCAGGCAUCUAAAGAAACAGUAAGAUGCAUACUCAACUGCAUGGCUCACAUGAUGAAAAUAUCAGAGGAGGUUGAAGAUGCUUUUCUAUAUAGAGCAAUCAAAGCUUUCACCUGGAUAAAAAUUAAUUCAGAGGAGGGGAGCAACCUGUAUGAGUCUAUGACAAAAGUUCUGAGGUGUGUUCUUCUGGACCUGAGAUCCGUUGCUAUGGAGGAGGAGGAGGAAAGAGCCAAACCUGCACUCCAUGUGACAUGACUAAACCAGUCUGUUAUGAAAUAGAUACUUCUGUGCCUUGGGACGGUCAGAUUCUUUUAAUCUUCAGUAAAACAUCAUCAUUAUUGACAUGAACUCUAUACUUUUAUAUGUUGUAAUAUAUUGUCAAAACAUCUUUAGCAUUAGGUAGAACAAAGCACAAAUGUGAAUAUUUACAUUAAAACAUUCUGCCUUAAGCCUUGUGACAUUCGCCCCUUGCUUUAAGCAUGCUUAAAGAUCCUUCUCAUGCAAUUUUAUGACCAACAUAAACAAAUCGCAGGUUGUUUCUUUCCAGUUAACCGUCAACAUGUGAUUCCACCAAAGAGCAUAAGAGUCGAUAAUAAAACCAUAUGACAGAAGGUUGUAAAGCGUGUG
This is a messenger RNA of Cyprinodon tularosa, 2692 nucleotides long. It is a transcript of the gene ptpdc1b, whose product is annotated as protein tyrosine phosphatase domain containing 1b. The transcript is spliced from 10 exons. Lineage: Eukaryota; Metazoa; Chordata; Actinopteri; Cyprinodontiformes; Cyprinodontidae. Gene Ontology annotation, biological process: cilium assembly; protein dephosphorylation. Gene Ontology annotation, molecular function: protein tyrosine/serine/threonine phosphatase activity. The record is from RefSeq and is a predicted model, not a curated record. The coding region runs from base 347 to 2320 and encodes 657 amino acids.